Molecule: messenger RNA, 926 nt
Organism: Cucumis sativus (cucumber)
Lineage: Eukaryota; Viridiplantae; Streptophyta; Magnoliopsida; Cucurbitales; Cucurbitaceae
Exons: 5
Coding region: 96-491 (131 amino acids)
Source: RefSeq, a predicted model, not a curated record
ACUAUGUAACAAGAAGAACAACUGCACAAUUGAAACACUAUAUAUAUGAGUGCAAAAGCGCGCAAGCCGGGGGAAUGUGAAUUUGAUCAACAACGAUGGAAGUCAACAAUUCUUCGAGAAAUUCAAAGCUUCUCAACACACUCAAACCCUUGAUCCUUCUAGGGUUAAUCUUCUCAUUGCUCACUACCCAUACAGUUCUCGCCAAAUCUCGCCGUCCAGUCACUGAUGCUGAAACCCGGCAAAAGAAGCAGGAGUGUUACGCCGAUAUCGAGAGUGGAUUGUGGGGUUGGCAAUGCAGAUCUUCAACUACCGAAAAGGAAAAUUGUGCCCUGCGAUGUCUUUCUCCUACUUGUUACGAUCUAGUUUAUGGUAGUGAUCCGCUCGAGGAAGGAGAGAAGGACCUUGCUAGGAGUCAAGAGUACAAGUAUUGUAUAUAUAAGUUGUCAAUGGGGGAGAGUCUAGAGGGUAUUAAGGGAUCCUUUGACUACUGACGUUUUUGAAGAUUGUCUGUGCUAUUUAACUGUCUGAUGUUCCAUUAUGCCCUGUCCUUCUGACUGCCUUUUAGCAUUUGGGUCAAAAUAUAAGGUACAAUUCCAUAAUCCUCAGUUCAUAUUUUUCUUCCUUUCUCUCUCUUUCUCUCCACAUUAAAUCGAGAAAUAUGAUUACAGCAACAAAGGAAUGAAAAGCUUGGAAUGGAAAUGGCAACUACUUAUAAAAAAUUCAAUUAAUGAGUGCAACUUUAACCUUUUCUUAAGUAGAUUACAAUAGUUUGAAUUGCAAAUUUAGGCCCUAUAGUUUGGAGAGGGUUAGAUUUUAGUCCUACGGUUUCCAAAAUUAGAAUGUCAUCCUCCAUGGUUCUUAUAAUUGUUUGAUAUUGAGAUUUUUAUGAAAUCAAGGGACUAAGUUUGGUCCAAAUUUAUAAGUUA